Colletotrichum spaethianum is the source of this 2169-nucleotide messenger RNA. RefSeq names its product serine/threonine-protein kinase hal4. Gene Ontology annotation, biological process: intracellular signal transduction; protein phosphorylation; intracellular monoatomic cation homeostasis. The record is from RefSeq and is a predicted model, not a curated record. Lineage: Eukaryota; Fungi; Ascomycota; Sordariomycetes; Glomerellales; Glomerellaceae. Gene Ontology annotation, molecular function: ATP binding; protein serine/threonine kinase activity. The transcript is spliced from 2 exons. Bases 1 to 2169 code for a protein of 722 amino acids.
AUGGCGACCGUCCUCACCAGCCUGGCGGUGCCCCCGCCCACUUCCCUCGCCCAAGACAAGCAACAUUCCGAGCAACAAAACUCGAGUAGCCUGUCCUCGUCUCCCCGCCAAUUUCCGACCGACCUUACUUCUCCCAUCCUCGAAGAAGUCGACGAGUCCGAAAGCGAAACGCCGAAUGAACCUGUGACCCCCAUCAGCAGCGGGAGACAGUCCCAGGAGUUUACCACCCGCCCCAGUCAAGACCAUCACGACACCAAUCUCACUACCGAAAACCAAUCCGCCCAUCAGGUGCAGACCGCGCCGAAGCCUCUCUUGGUCAACACCGCACCCACCCCCACGGUUUCGCCCGCAAACUCGGCCGCAACACCAAAGCCCGCCAACCCUCCAGCUUCAGCUGAUCCUGCCGCUGACCAAGAACCGCCACCGACACCGCUGCAAAGACGACCCACUCGAGGUUCGACUACCAGCUUUAAGCGGACCAUGUCCAACAUCUUCCGCAGGUCCAACUCGUCCAUCAACAGACCCGAAUUCGACUUCUUAGCCCAAGCCAACGACGCUUCCGAAAGUGCAGUGAUUGACUCGACACCUGCCAAGAGCGGUGGCAGACGCUUCUCGAUGAACAGAUCAAGCAACACCACGAGGUCCAACACGCCUCCGUCGCCGGGCUCGCCCGUCGACACUGCCUCUUCCUACAAGGAAGCGUCGACUAUGCCUUCUCAGGAUGACUUCAAGAAGAAGAACAGAGCCUCGACCGGCUUCACUAGCCUGCGCGGUCGGGCUGUCAACUUUGUCGGCGCCAAUGUUCCUGGACGAGAGAAACACGCGGCAAAGAAGCCGCUUCCUCUGGGAAGGAGACGCGCCAGCAGUUUCGAAGGUCGCCUGGAAAGCCGUCACCUUGCGCCUGCAACCGACAACCAUUUUAAGAACCCCGUUUUACCCAUGCAAGGGUCCUCCCCCUGGGCUCAAAUGCCUGACGCUGGUGUCGGCGUCAAGGCCCGUCGCAUGAGCUUGAGUCUCCCGGAUGACUUCCAGGUUGACGUCGCCGAGCUUCUCUCUGAAUACGAGUAUCAGCACAAGCUGCUUGGUCGUCACGGCAAGCACCUCGGCAAGGGCGCCACUUCCAAGGUGACCAUGAUGUGCCGGAAGGGAUGCCCGAAUGAGCUCUACGCAGUCAAGGAGUUCAGAGCCAAGAGAAAGAAGGAGACGGAGGACGAGUAUGUCAAGAAGAUCAAGUCGGAAUUCAGCAUCGCCAAGAGCUUGCACCACCCCAACAUCGUCGAGACGGUCCGACUCUGCACUGAUCACGGCCGCUGGAACCACGUCAUGGAGUACUGCUCAGAGGGCGACCUCUACGGACUCAUCGCCAAGCGUUAUUUGACAGACCCCGCGAGACAAAACGACCGUUUGUGCUUGUUCAAGCAGCUCGUCCAGGGCGUCAACUACCUUCACAGCAAUGGUAUUGCCCACCGCGACAUCAAGCUCGAGAACCUCCUCAUCACCAAGGACAGCAAGCUGAAGAUCACCGACUUUGGAGUAUCAGAAGUAUUCACUGGCCAUCACCCCGGCUUCCGGGAAGCUGGUGGACAGUGUGGCAAGGGCAUGGGUACUGAGAUUCGCCUGUGCAAGCCCGGCAUGUGCGGUAGCGAGCCGUACACGGCACCCGAGGUCAUUCUCAAGGAGGACGAGUACGACCCUCGCGGUCUCGACGUGUGGAGCUCCGCUGUCGUGAUGAUUUACCUCACUUUCGGAGGCAACAUCUGGAAGAGGGCCGACGCCUCCCACGAGGGCUACAGACUGCUGCUCAAGGGAUGGGAGAAGUGGGAGGCCAAGCACCCUGAGCCCGAUGCUCGCAUGACCGAAACAGACUACCCUCACUACCCGGCUUUCGACCUGAUGGUCUCUCCGCCUGCGCUCCGCCGUGUGCUUCUCAUGAUGCUCAACCCCAACCCCACAAAGCGCGCGUCCAUCUCGGAGAUCGCCAACCACCGCUGGGUGAAGAACAUCGAAUGCUGCCAGCUCGAGAGCUACGACGACCCGGCCAAUCUUAUCGACGCUACCAAGAAAGGCAGUGCCCAGCUCAACACUAAGAGGGUGUUCUGCCACAACCACUUGCCACUCGAGAGCCACGGCCACUCACUCGGAAAGAUGCCGGGCCAAACGGGUUAUUGA